This is a messenger RNA of Dipodomys ordii (Ord's kangaroo rat), 1059 nucleotides long. It is a transcript of the gene Zbtb12, whose product is annotated as zinc finger and BTB domain containing 12. Gene Ontology annotation, molecular function: protein binding. The record is from RefSeq and is a predicted model, not a curated record. Lineage: Eukaryota; Metazoa; Chordata; Mammalia; Rodentia; Heteromyidae.
AUGAGUCUGCAUACCCAAAACUUAAUAGUAAUUCACUAUAUUUUAACAGAUUAUUGGAAUAAGUCUGAGGAUACACAUGAGAGGAACAUGAACCAAUUCCGGACCGAAGAGCGAGUCUGCGACGUACCCAUUGUAGCCACAAGCCUCAAGUUCCGUGGCCACCAGAUCAUCAUGGCCGCCUGCUCGCCCUUCCUUAGGGACCCAUUCUUGUUAAGCCCCUGGUUCGAGUUGCAGGUCUCCCUGAUGCACAGUGCAUACGUCAUGGCCAACCUGCUCCUCUCCUGCUGCAAGGGCGCCCCAGAAUUUGCUGUCAGAGACAUCGUCAACUGCCCAACAGCUAUCUCGUACCUGCAAAAGAAACACAUGGUGGAGAAAUGGUAGAACACCCUUAGCCAGUUCAUGGAACCCAAAAUAGGCCUCAAGGAGGAUGGGGUGGUGAGCAGUGUCAGUGCCAUCAAGUCACUCCUCCCUCCAGGCAGGACCCCAAUGGCAGACGGCAAGCUGCCCCCACCUUCUCUAUCCCUUCCUCUCCUGCAGUCUGUGAAGCUAGAGUUCCCACUAGAUAAGGACCUACAACUGAAGGGGGAGGGGACGGGAGGGGGGGAGGAGGAGAAGGAAGAGGAAGAGGUAUAUGACAUCAGAGUCAUGAAGGUGGAGUCUGCCCUUGAGGUGGCAAGCCACCUCAAACUUCCUGGAGACAUAGGAAGCAGUCUGUGUAUUGGGGGCUCUGCAGCCAGCCAUCGUGGAGAGCUAGCCCAAAGUAGUGUGGCCCCCAACAUUGUAACUCCACCACAAGGAGUCCUGAAACCUUGCUACAACCUGUUGGGGGACACAGGAGGGGAAAGCCUGCUGUUGAUUCCUAGAGUGGGCCUGAUGGAAGCAGCAGCAGGGGCCAUGGCUGCUCAGAGGGCAGGCAGCCUAGCGGCAAGGGGCAGCCAAGGGCCCUUGCCAGGGGUCUUUUUGAGUGGAAACCCCACGUGCAUGCACAACAUUUCAUCUUCAGGUGCCCACAUGGUAGCAAGCCAUAAAACCAUAGCAGCAACCUCAGCCACCACAUGA